AUAGUUUUGGUUUAGAUAAUUGGGCACUCGAUUUUUUAUUCUUUGUAAGAAAGAUGACCAAGAUAAAAGUGUUUGAUUUUUCAUAUUUCCCUCUUAGAUUCAAGAAUCCAAUUUUUUUAGACGUAAAAACAAACAAUAAUCAAACAAGAGUUGAUCAAGUUCAACGCAAACAUACAAACAAAAUUCUUCCUAUCACAGUAACAUUCCCAAAUGACAAAAUUCAGUUUGUGAGAAUAACUCAUCUUAUGGCUACAAUGUAUUUUAAGGAAAUUAGAGUGAUAAACAGUUCCCUUCGUCACCUUGAAUUGUCUUACUUUGAAACAGACGUAUUUCCAAUUCUUACUUUUGGGGGAUUUAAUAGUUUGAAACAUUUAGAUUUGUCAGGAAUAAGUUCAGAUAUUACAAUUGGAGUCGGGAAAAUUCCACUUUUAAUUCACCUACAAACUCUUAUCAUAAAGGACGCAAAGCUGUACAACGUUUUACAAACUAAUAUGACAACAUUUAGUUUUUGUCCAAAUAUAGUUAAUUUGGAUAUAUCACAUAACUAUAUCUUGAAAAUAAAAAGUCUUGGAGAGCUCCGCAAUCUUAAACUGCUUAACCUAUCUCAUAAUCUGCUUGAUAAUGUUCCAAAUAUUGUUUCCAAGUUGGAAAACAUCGAAGAACUCGAUUUGUCGCACAAUCAAAUAACAAAUAUUGGGAAGCAGACACUCGAUUGGAUGGAUAUCCAGCAUAGCAGACUUGGAACAUUUAAGUUAUAUCUAAGUGAUAAUCCAUUAAUUUGUUCAUGUCAAACAAUAACAUUUCUGCGUUGGAUUUUGAGUACUAACGUUAAGUUAGAUAAAAAUGGUAACUUCUCUUGUUGGGUUGCUUCACGUAAUGAAAUGAACUAUACCAGAAAUAUCGCUGAAGACAUUCACCAUUAUUUCAUUAAAUGUGAAAGUGCCGUAUGGUUAAAACUAGGCGUUACAUUGAUGGUUUCUGUUUUAUCAAGUUUGAUUUGUAUUACGCUACUGUACAAUUUUAGAUGGAGAAUAAUCUUCUUUUUCUUCCGAAAUUCCCGGAGGUUUGCAGAGAAAGGUCUUGAGCUGACCUUUGAUUACGAUGUUUAUGUCUCAUAUUCUGAUGACUGUGUUCGUUUUGUAAAAGAAUUACAAGGGAAAAUAGAAAACGAAUGGGGAUUUAAAAUCUGUAUAGAAGACAGAGAUUUUAUUAUAGGUGAAUCGAUUGCGACGGAAAGAGCGACAUCAAUUAACAAAUGCAGACACAUUAUAUUUGUAGUCUCACCAUCUACUGUCGAAAAUGAAUGGAGCCGUUUUGAAAUAGAGCGAGCAAAAUAUGAAAAGUUUUCCAAAAAUCUGCAGAAGAUUGUUGUUAUUACUAAAGACAUCGCUUUAGAUAAUAUUCCCGUAGAAUUUUCCAUGAUUUGGAAAGAUGUACUUCUUAUUCAAUGGCCAGUUGAGAAGGAUGAAGUUCAAAUGGCUUGGCAAACACUUCGACUUUGGUUCUUUUGAAGUAGUGUUAAGAUACCAGCGUCAGUACUUUGCUUCAUAUCUCCGUCUUACUACAAACAUAUAUAGUUAGUUAACUUAACUUUGCACUUUAGUUUGGGACCUCGUGUCAUCAUGAAUGAUACAUUUUGUUGUGUAAUGAAAUUGACUAAGGAAUAACGUGAGAUUACAGUGUACCCAAUCAGAAUAAAUUAAUAUGAUGAAACAUA
This is a messenger RNA of Mytilus trossulus (common blue mussel), 1717 nucleotides long. Its product is annotated as toll-like receptor 4. Gene Ontology annotation, molecular function: protein binding; transmembrane signaling receptor activity. Gene Ontology annotation, cellular component: plasma membrane. Lineage: Eukaryota; Metazoa; Mollusca; Bivalvia; Mytilida; Mytilidae. Gene Ontology annotation, biological process: immune response; toll-like receptor signaling pathway; inflammatory response. The coding region runs from base 54 to 1511 and encodes 485 amino acids. The transcript has a single exon. The record is from RefSeq and is a predicted model, not a curated record.